AUGAGACUACCAGGUUCAAAAGCAGAGACGCCGGCGCCGUCCGCCGACUUCUCGAAGUCGGAGAAUAAUGGACUCCAGAUAGGCCAAAAUUUUGGAAAUAUGGAGGCUUCAUUCUACAGUGAUUCAAUUCGAGGGAUCAACAUUGCUGCGGGGGCAUCCGUCUUCAUGGGUGAACAUAAAACCGUUGAAGAUAAGCUCCUUGAUAUUCUUAUCGCCGGAGAUUCAAAAGACAGAGUCGAUAUAGCUCAAGCAGCGCGUGGAACAUGUGAAUGGAUCUUCGACAGCACCCCAUUCCGCAACUGGGCCCAAACCGACUCCUCGGAAACCGGGCCGCUCUAUAUUCAAGGAAUUCCCGGGAGUGGGAAAAGUGUAUUGCUGAAGUUUCUUAUCAAGGAGAUCGAGAAACGAUUGCGUAUUGGGACCCCAUCUCUUUCGUCCCCAGUGGACGAGAACCCUCCUCCCGAGCUGGGCGUCCCCGGAAAGACCAUUGCGGUUGCAUGUUUUUGUGAUGACCGUGAUGAGCAUCGACGCACCCCAGUCUGGAUCCUGAGGACUCUGCUAUACAGGCUAAUCCAGAAAAACCGAAAACUGGUGAAGCACGUUCAGAAGCAUAUCCAGAAUAUCGAGGACCUAGACACGAUGGGUUCUGAUUUGGAUGAGUUCCAGUCUCCUGAUAUUCUCCAAAAGAUUCUCGAAGAACUCAUCCCAGAUCCAGAGGUGGAGGUUGUCUAUUUUGUCAUCGAUGGCUUAGAUCAGUGUGGGCCCUAUCUUCCUGGGGUUGUCCGGCUCGUCAAUGAACUUUCUACAAAGAUUAAUAGCGAAGCCAGAAAUCAGGGCCAACAGUUCAGCCUGCGCUGCAUAAUCUCUGACCGAGGUAGUCAGAUCGUCCGCGACAAAGUACUCCCCGAGAAUAUUAUCGAUAUGCCGACUGAGAAUAAGCGCGAUAUUGACGAAGUCACCGACCAUCGGGUAAAGAGCAUUCAAGAGUAUCGAAACUUCAGUGAAAACAUUCGACAAACUACCACCGAUCUGUUGAAGGAGAACUCUAAUGGCAUGUUCAUGUGGCUAUCGUUGGUUUUGGAUGACCUGGGCACUUGGGAGGGUGUCUGGACCGAAACCAAGGUCAAGGAGAAGCUGCGCAGCAUACCUUUGGACGUCGCAACCUUUUACAAGUCGAUGCUUGAACGGCAACCGCGAGACUCUGUCAAAAGAUUGCAAAUGCUGCUCAUGUGGGUCUACUUUGUGUGCCGACCCAUCACUCUGCAGGAGUUGGACGUGGUUUUGAAUUUGCAAGAAGAAAAGGAAUAUACCUGUCGGAAGAUUCCAGAUGAGGAUAUCGAAGCAUUGCGGAGCAACCUUGAGGGUAAUUGGGGUGCUCUAUUUGCAGUCCGUGAUAACUUCGUACACCUGAGUCACCAAUCCGUGAAAGACUUCUUAGCAGAUGUCUUCAGUGACGAAGGCGUGCAGGAAUAUCCAAAAUACGGCAUGACCCAGGCAGAUGCACACCGACAGAUGGCAUCUACCUGUUUGGCAUAUUUACAACUCAAGGAAGUUCAGGGACGGGAAGUCCCCAAGCCUCCGGUCAACAGCGAAGGAAAGAUCGAUGAGUCGCAGCUUACGGCGGUCAGACAAGAAUAUCUCGAUGGGUUUCCUUUCCUCCAGUAUUCAGUCGAGUUCGCUGGUCAUCAUCUGCGAGAAAGUCAAAUCGAAGAAGAAAUGGACGUAAAGGGAAUGAAAGAAUUCUUUGCUGACAAUUCGGCGGCCUUGUCUACCUGGGUGCGGGCCUACGAUCUGCUGAAACGGUGGACAACUGGAAAGUAUUCGGGGUUCAGCAGCAGUACCAGUCUUCUCUUCGUCGCAGCGCGCCUCAAUCUUCCCUGGUUAGCGCAGAAGUCGACGACAUGGGUAACUUACGCAUCACUCCCAUCCGCUAUAUGCGCCCCAGACUAUUCUGGCUGGAGCGCCAUUCACAUUGCGGCGGAUUCGGAGGCCGUUGGAAUGGUGUCCUGGCUCCUAAAAAAUGGUGCAAUGGUGGAUGUGGAAACCCUUGGCCUUCCUCACCUUGGCCGCACUGCCUUGCAUUUUGCUGCAUCCAAGCGCUCCGAAUCCGGGCCCCAAAUGGUCGAGGAGCUGCUAAAAGGAGGCGCGAAAGCGAAUAUUCAGACCAGGCAAGGAGGGAACGCACCGCUCCACUAUGCCAUCGAUGGUCGUUCAGUUAAGACAGUGAAGGCCCUACUGGACUCUGGUGCGGAUGUGAAUCUUGCAAGCAGAUCCGGUCUUACUCCUCUUCACAAAGCUGCAGCUAUUCCCGGUUUGGAAGAGAUUGUGGAAGUACUCCUUGAAAAUAGCGCCGAUCCCAACAAAAAAACCAGCGUGGGCGCCGUCUCAGCGGCCCGAGGACUCGCCAGUCUGAGAGCCUCUGGAUCUUUGUGGAAUACAUACUAUGCCGUCAAUACAUCUCAUACCGCGCUCCAUAUCGCGGCUAAGGUCGCAGAUACAGAACGUACAGUCGAGGUUCUGUUAAAGAAAGGGGCGGAUCCAAAUUCCCGAGAUAGUUCUGGACGAACUCCACUGCAUAUUGCGGUAGUCGGGAUAAAGCCCGAGGCCAUCAUGAAGCUGUUGGUUGAUCAUGGCGCCGACGUCAACGUACGGGAUGCAGAAGGCAAGACCCCGCUCCUUGUGCUUCUAAUAGCCAUUUAUCUACAAGCACAGCAUCAGCCUCAGUUGUUGAAUGAUGAUCAUGCCUCACAAGAACGAAUGAUUGUGAUGUUGCUGUCCGCCGGAGCAGAUCCACUUGCCGAAGGGAAUGAUAAACAAUCCCCAGUCAGUUGCGCCACGCAGGGCAACCUACAGUGGGCCUCGGAUCUGUUGACGCGGAGUUCCAAUGAAAGAAUGACUCCCAAGGCGGGCGAUGCCUCGGAUCAGAAAGCCGUUGAAAAAUCAGAAUCACAAGGUGGACAAAAAGAACCCAAAAAGGGAAUUCUUGAGACUCAGGCAUCGCGAUGGCUUCCUAAGAGGACCAGAUGGUAA
This is a messenger RNA of Penicillium cataractarum, 3030 nucleotides long. RefSeq lists its product as uncharacterized. The record is from RefSeq and is a predicted model, not a curated record. The transcript is spliced from 4 exons. The coding region runs from base 1 to 3030 and encodes 1009 amino acids. Gene Ontology annotation, molecular function: protein binding. NCBI's taxonomy places the organism in Eukaryota, Fungi, Ascomycota, Eurotiomycetes, Eurotiales, Aspergillaceae.